This is a messenger RNA of Pristis pectinata (smalltooth sawfish), 3268 nucleotides long. Its product is annotated as AP-1 complex subunit mu-2-like. NCBI's taxonomy places the organism in Eukaryota, Metazoa, Chordata, Chondrichthyes, Rhinopristiformes, Pristidae. Gene Ontology annotation, biological process: vesicle-mediated transport; intracellular protein transport. Gene Ontology annotation, molecular function: clathrin-cargo adaptor activity. Gene Ontology annotation, cellular component: clathrin adaptor complex; clathrin-coated vesicle. The record is from RefSeq and is a predicted model, not a curated record.
CUCACCUGUGCGGAGGGAAGCAGGAAGUGACUGCUGGGGAUUUCUGCAACUCUGUGGGACACGGGGAAUGUCGGCUUCUGCGAUCUUUAUCCUGGACCUCAAAGGCAAGCUCCUAGUAUGUCGGAAUUACAAAGGAGAUGUGGAUAUGUCGGAGAUCGAGCACUUCAUCCCUAUCCUAACGCAAAGGGAAGAUGAAGGAGCUGUCUCCCCUCUCCUAACUCACGGCAAAGUUCAUUUCUUGUGGAUCAAACACCGAAACCUGUACUUGGUUGCAACGACAAAGAAAAAUGCAAAUGCCUCUCUUGUGUAUGCGUUCCUGUAUAAAAUCAUUCAGGUUUUCACAGAAUACUUUAAGGAGCUGGAGGAGGAGAGUAUCAGGGACAACUUUGUGAUCAUCUAUGAGCUCCUGGACGAGGUGAUGGACUUUGGGUUCCCGCAGACCACUGACAGUAAAAUCCUACAGGAGUACAUCACACAGCAGAGCCAAAAACUGGAGCUGGCUCCCCCACGACCCCCAGCCACCGUCACCAACGCUGUGUCCUGGAGGUCGGAAGGCAUCAAAUACAAGAAGAACGAGGUCUUCAUUGAUGUCAUCGAAGGUGUCAACGUGUUGGUCAGUGCCAACGGGAAUGUUCUACAGAGCGAGAUAGUCGGCCAGUGUGAAGCUGAGGGUUUUCCUCUCGGAAUGCCAGAACUCCGGCUUGGACUGAACGAUAAAGUGCUCUUCGAACUGACUGGGCGAGGCAAAAAUAAAUCUGUUGAACUGGAGGACGUGAAGUUCCAUCAAUGUGUGAGACUGUCGCGCUUUGAAAAUGAUCGAACAAUCUCCUUCAUCCCACCAGACGGGGACUUUGAACUCAUGUCUUAUCGACUGAACAUCCAAGUGAAGCCUCUGAUUUGGAUUGAAUCGGUGAUCGAGAAGUUCUCGCAUAGCCGGGUUGAAUAUAUGAUCAAGGCCAAAAGUCAGUUCAAGAAGCAGUCUGGCAACAACGUGGAAAUCAUUAUCCCAGUACCCAGUGAUGCUGACUCACCCAAGUUCAAGACCAGCGUGGGCAGUGCCAAGUGGGUUCCUGAAAAUAACACAGUGUGGACCAUCAAAUCCUUGCCGGGCGGGAAGGAAUAUUUAAUGCGUGCUCACUUCGGCCUACCCAGUGUGGAAAACGAGAACAGUGAAGGCAGGCCACCGAUCACCGUGAAGUUCGAGAUCCCUUACUUCACCGUCUCGGGGGUGCAGGUGCGGUACAUGAAGAUCAUUGAGAAGAGUGGUUAUCAGGCGCUGCCCUGGGUCAGAUACAUCACCCAGAGUGGAGAUUACCAACUGCGGACACAUUAAAGUUGCGACAGAUUGAGAAAGGUUCUCCUAAUUAUCAUUGGUUAAAUUGGGCUACUUAUUACUGUUGUGGCAAGUGCCUUAAACAUCUUGUUAACUUUUAUCUGUUAAGCUACCCUACAAUAAUUAAUGUUGGAUAUCUACAGUUACAGAAGUCUAUCAGCAGACAGUGCUCCAAAAUAAACACAUAUCCCUGGAAGACCAUGAUUUAACAUCAUUUGGACAAGCUUUUAGUUUCUGCCACUGAGAGGAAUCCUUAAGCCUUCCCUACUAUGGAAUUAUAACCUGCCUGAUUUAUACUGUUUUAUUGCACACCUUUGCUCCGUAUCUUCUCAUCCUUGCCUAAUAUUAAUCGCUGUCUGGAAAAUGCCCCCAAGGAUUCCCAGAACCACCACCUUUCUGAAAGAGAAUUCCAGAUUUCCACCAUUUCGCUUCUGAUUGGGUGAACUCUAUCUCUAAAAAUGGUGGGCUAAUAACUCCGAGCUGGAGGUCAAGUCCAAACUUAGUCUGAGAAUUUGAUUUCACUUUUCAGUAAAAGUGGCCAUAAAUCUGUUUGAUAGUUUAAAACCCCCUAAAAGUCCUUACCACAUCUGGAUUAUGUGCAACUCCAAGCCUUAAAUGAUUCACUUCCUUCUUGUGGUCUAGUAUGUUGAAACAUCGAUUCUGGAAAUCCAAAAUCAGUGUUGGAAACUCUCAACAGGUUGAGCAGCAUCUGUUGGGGAGAGAAACAGAGUUGUGUUUCAGGUCAAUGACUUUCCAUCAGAAUAAAACUUGGACAUUAAAGGUGGUUGAUGUUAGCACUACAUGGAGGCGUUGCCAGCAACGACUGUGUUUCCAGAUCCACAUACUGACAAUGCUUUCUGCUCAAGCCACAAUGGGAGAGCUUGUCUAUCUCACAGCUGUAAUAAAGUCAACUCCCAUUCUUUGCUGGCCCCACACUCCAAUCACUUUGCCGUGCUACCAGAAUGUUCAGUUGACGUUGUGAUUGGUAAGACCUCGUCCCCGUCUCUGAUCAUGGGUUCCAUCUCAUUUGAACCUCUGUUGGUUUGGGCUGUUCAUCAGGAGGGGUUGGAGAGAAAUUUUUAGUACAGGAAUCCUGAAAUGACCAUGGAUCUUUUUCGCAUCAUCCCAUCUCCCCGUUCACUCCAAGCACAAAAAGGCACCAAUGAAAUUAACCAAGGUAAUUGAAAGUAGGGAUAUGAUGGGCAGAUGGCCUCCUUCAAUGAUUCUGUGAAGUUUUUGGGGCCGCAUGGAAAUUAUUAAUUGAUAGUGAAACAUAAAACUUGCCGCUGGAAGAAGGGUUGGACAGUCUCCUGAACAAGGAACUGCCACUCUUGGAAUUCCAGAUGGCAGGAUGACGAGUAGUUUGGGCUUGUUUGUGACAUCUUCACACUGCAGAGGAUGUUGGGCUGGGGUGGGGAGCAGGUGAAUGGGCAAGAGUGUGUGUGUGUUCCUCUUGGCUCCUAGUCCUUCGAGCUCUUCAAUGUCUUCAUAAUGGCGGGCAAAUAACGAGAAGAACAUUAAAUGUUUGCCACAGGUCAAUUAUUCCAGUUGAGGAAUUCCAGAUCACGGUUCAAAGCCCACUGUGUCCUCCCAGCAAAUAAAUGAAUGACUUGUUCAAUUGGUCACAGCAAUGCUUGUGAACUCCAUUCUCAUGAAGUGAGACCUCCAUUUUCACAAAUCCAACAUUUCUACACAGAGCUGUACAACACAGAAACAGGCCCUUUGGCCUACCACGUCCCUGACAACCUUUUUGCUCAUCCAUGCUAAUUCCAUUGGCCUGAAUUAGGUCCAUAUCCUUCUAUGCCUUGCUGGUCUAAACGUCUAUUAAACAUAGUACAGGUGACCUAGAAAAUGACUCUUUCUGUAACGCGAAGCCAUGUCAUCUAUGUGUAUAUCAAGAAGUACAAAUGGAAAAAAAAUUGUUUAUUUACCUUU